Formica exsecta is the source of this 1213-nucleotide messenger RNA. RefSeq lists its product as uncharacterized. Gene Ontology annotation, cellular component: mitochondrial large ribosomal subunit. The transcript is spliced from 4 exons. The record is from RefSeq and is a predicted model, not a curated record. NCBI's taxonomy places the organism in Eukaryota, Metazoa, Arthropoda, Insecta, Hymenoptera, Formicidae. The coding region runs from base 100 to 570 and encodes 156 amino acids.
CUAGAUAUAUUAUGUCUAUGGUUCCGGCACUGUCCGGCAGUGCGAUAUCGCGACCAAGUUCGUCGCGUACGAUUACGUGUUUACAUUUCAUCGUUAAAAAUGUCGAUCCAUUUCAGCGGGUGCCGAACGCGCUCCAUCGGUGUGAUGAGCGCGAUCAUAAAGCAGUUAAAGAGAAUCAAUCUAACGCCAGUCAAAAGGAUCGACUUUCGUUUCGACCCGUUCCACAAAGACGUCAAGCAUACGAGAGAUUUUCAAUUUUACAUUAGCGCGCCGAAAAUCUGUUCAACAAAUCCGUAUUGUUUGAUGAAAACGGAAAUCGUGUGCGAUCGUUCCGAACCAACAAUUACAUUCAGUCUUCAAUCAGGUGAAAAGGUGAUAUUAAAAACAGCUUUUUUAACGUCUCUGAACAUUUUGGAGCUUUACAACAAACAUAUUACUAAAUUAGUUCCGCCUGAUCCAGCUGUGCUUGAAGCUAAAAAAGAACUCGAAGAAAAGAAGAAAAAGAAAAAGAAACAACAUCAUAAACAAAAAGAAGGAAAAAAGAAGAGGCCAGUAAUACUAUUGGGCUAAUUUAAUUGGCGACUUAUUUAGAUCGCUUAUUGACUGGGUUUUUUAUUUCCUAGAAAAACAUUCGAUCUGUAUUAACUUAAUAAUUUUGAUACUCAUCAAAAUAUUUGAUUACGAUAGAAAGCCGAUCAUACAAAAAAAAUAUCCGUGCAACAUUGUUUUGUUGAUCUUAAAUUUACGGAAAGGAGGAUAUCAAAAAUGGCGAGCGAGAUGGGAAAUAAUAAAGAUUAUAAUUUAAGACUUAUCGAUAUGCUCUACAGUCAAGUUCCAGCCUUCACCGAUGUAUUUGACGAAGAAACUUGGUAUAUUUUUGUCGUUUGUUUUGUAGCGGGUACUUUUCUAGUCGCAUUUAUUCUUUCGAGAUUUAUAACUAUAAAACCCAUUGAGUAAAUCAUGCAUAGCGAAUUCAAUUCACGAGAUGUUUUGUAUACUUUUUUGUAUUACACUUUCUCUAGAUUUUCUAUAAAAUUAGUGUCAUCACAUCAAGUUUUUAAGCAUGUUACAACCAGUAAAUUUUUCAAUCAAGUCUUAUUCUUACAAUUAAAUAAAAUUUUGCGCUAACAAACAUCGCAAAAAGAGAUAUACUUUGUAAAGGUGAUGUAUCGCAAAUCAUUUGUGCUCUGAUAAUAAAAUAGCAUUAAAGAGA